Molecule: messenger RNA, 4707 nt
Organism: Myxocyprinus asiaticus (Chinese sucker)
Lineage: Eukaryota; Metazoa; Chordata; Actinopteri; Cypriniformes; Catostomidae
Gene: tcirg1b
Product: T cell immune regulator 1, ATPase H+ transporting V0 subunit a3b
Exons: 20
Coding region: 161-2617 (818 amino acids)
Biological process (GO): vacuolar acidification; proton transmembrane transport
Cellular component (GO): vacuolar proton-transporting V-type ATPase, V0 domain; vacuolar proton-transporting V-type ATPase complex; plasma membrane
Molecular function (GO): ATPase binding; proton-transporting ATPase activity, rotational mechanism
Source: RefSeq, a predicted model, not a curated record
CGGGAAGUUCGUGAUUCACGCGCAGUCCAGCUGUUAUAACUUAUUUCUUUUAGCAAGACAGGCGUUUGUGUGCACCGUUGGAUGACUGUCUGUGUUGCCAAAUUGUUAGGACAAAAGUGAGUCCUGUUCAUCACCGGUGUCGGUGUUUUUUCUGCAGGUCAUGGGGUCUCUGUUCCGCAGUGAAGAAGUCUGUCUGGUACAGCUCUUCCUCCAGUCUGGAUCGGCUUACAACUGUGUCAGUGAACUGGGAGAACUGGGAAUUGUGGAGUUCAGAGAUUUGAAUCCAAAUGUGAAUGCGUUCCAGAGAAAGUUUGUGAGUGAAGUAAGGAGAUGUGAAGAGUUGGAGAAAACAUUUGUAUUUUUGGAGCAGGAGAUCAUUCGCAGUUUCUCUCAGAAACUACAACCGCCCAUUCCCAUCCCUCCUGCCCCCCAGCCCAGAGAACUCCUCACCAUCGAGGAGGAGAGUGAGCGCUUGUCCCGUGAACUCAAGGAGGUGUCCAGGAACAGAGACAACCUCCGAUCUCAGUAUACUCAGCUGUGUCAGUACAGAGGAGUUUUAAAACAGACACAUUCACUCACGGCAUCACAGGCCCCGCUGGUCUCGUUUGACCCUGUGGGUCUGGUAGAGAACAGGCAGGACGUCAGGCUGAGCUUUGUGGCUGGCGUGGUCCACCCGUGGAAAGCGCCCGCAUUUGAGAGGCUGCUAUGGCGAGCUUGUCGUGGUUACAUCAUUGUGGACUUUCAUGAGAUGGAAGAGAAACUUGAACAUCCUGAUUCUGGGGAAGAGGUACAGUGGACCGUGUUUUUAAUUUCAUUCUGGGGAGAUCAGAUCGGACAGAAAGUGAAGAAGAUCUGUGAUUGCUUCCACACACAAACGUUUCCUUACCCCGAGAACCAGGCAGAGAGAGAAGAGACUCUGAAUGGACUUAGAGGACGAAUCGAAGACAUUAAAUCAGUGAUGGGUGAGACGGAGCAGUACAUGCAGCAGUUGCUGGUUCGAGCAUUGGCUCGUCUGCCCGAGUGGUGUGUUCAAGUACAGAAGUGUAAGGCUGUGCAGAUGGUGCUGAACUACUGCAGCCCGUCCGUCACAGAUAAAUGUCUGAUCGCAGAAGCCUGGUGCCCCGUCAGCCAGCUGCCCACCCUGCAGAGCGCCCUGCGAGAGGGAGGGAGGAAAAGUGGCAGUAGUGUGGAUUCUUUCUAUAACCGUUUGCCGGCCACUACCUCUCCUCCCACACUGUUCCCUACCAAUGCCUUCACUGCAGGAUUCCAGAACAUUGUGGAUGCUUACGGAGUAGCGAGCUACAGGGAGGUUAACCCAGCUGUGUACACCAUCAUCACAUUUCCCUUCCUGUUUGCUGUCAUGUUUGGAGAUGUUGGGCACGGCCUUCUGAUGACACUAGCGGCACUCUGGAUGGUUCUGGAGGAGAAAGACCCAAAACUGAGGAACAGUACUAAUGAGAUCUGGUGUAUGAUGUUUGGAGGUCGAUAUCUGAUUCUGCUGAUGGGGUUGUUUUCUAUCUAUACUGGAGCCAUUUACAAUGAGUGUUUCAGUAGAGGCCUCAGCACCUUCUCUUCCGGGUGGCAUGUCCAGCCCAAUGCAGAGCACUACAACUGGACAGAGGAGACAUUCAAAAGUAAUCAGUAUCUCUCGCUGGAUCCCAACAUCACAGGUGUUUUCACCGGCCCAUAUCCUUUUGGAAUUGAUCCUAUUUGGGGUCUAACCAGUAAUCACUUGACAUUCCUCAACAGCUAUAAGAUGAAGAUGUCUGUCAUUAUUGGGGUCAUUCACAUGACUUUUGGUGUGUGUUUGUCCAUGUUCAACUACAUUCACUUUAGAGAGAUCAGUAGUAUAUUUCUGGUGCUGAUCCCAGAGCUAUGCUUCAUGCUGUGUCUGUUUGGAUACCUGGUCUUCAUGGUGAUCUAUAAGUGGGUGGUGUAUGGCCCUCUGAACUCUGACUCCGCCCCCAGCAUCCUCAUCCACUUUAUAGACAUGUUCCUGUUUACUGAGAACAAGGACAACAAACCACUGUAUGAGGGCCAGAUGACAGUGCAGAAGAUUCUGGUGAUUGUGGCACUAUUGUCUGUUCCUGUGCUGCUCCUGGGAAAACCAAUCCAAGAAUACAUCACGUACAGGAAGAAGAAAACUCAGUUUACAGGGGACCGGCGUCAUCUGCUUGCUGAAAACGGCUCAGUAAACUCUCGCCAGGGAGAUGUGGAUGAUCAAGAGGAGGAGUUCGAUGCUUCGAACGUGUUCAUGCACCAGGCCAUUCACACUAUCGAGUACUGUCUGGGGUGCAUCUCCAAUACGGCCUCGUACCUGCGACUCUGGGCCCUCAGCCUGGCUCAUGCCCAGUUGUCUGAGGUGCUCUGGCUGAUGGUAAUGCAGAAUUCAUUCAAGCAGCUCAGUUAUGUGGGGAGCGUUAUUAUGGUUGUUAUAUUUGCUGCCUUUGCUGUGCUGACCAUAUCUAUCCUGCUCGUCAUGGAAGGCCUUUCCGCUUUCCUGCACGCUCUUCGACUUCACUGGGUGGAGUUUCAGAAUAAGUUCUACAGUGGAUCAGGCUACAAGCUCAGUCCAUUCGCCUUCUCGUCUAUAAUCAGUGCCUCCUCUCUCAAUUGACACAUGAGUUAAUUCUAACAGUCCUGAGAUUUCAAAGAAUGAUAGUUAUGUUACUGUUAGCGCACACACACAUUUUAAAAUUAAUCCUUUGUUUUAGCAUCUUUGUUUUCUUUUUACAUUUUUGCUUGAUUGCCACUAUACUUAAAGCUGGACCUGAAAAGUGAAAGGGACGUUUUAGAGAUUUGUCAUGAAUCCACAUCCAUAAAUUUGAAACUUUGAAACUGUAACGAGUACAUGGCUUACACAUGAGUUCAAGAUAAAAGUCUUUUAGUUUCAUGAACAUUCAUUUUAAUUAUGCCCACAUGAAUUAAAAAGUUCUUUUAACUCCCCUAAUGGUCAAAUAUUCUGUAAUCAGGUCUGCAUGAUGAGUGUACUUUUAUGAUGAUAAUGUUAGUACACUGUAAACUUGUAACCUAUCUACCGGUAAGUACAGUUUAACACUUUAAAGGGAUAUUCCAGGUUCAGUACAAGUUAAGAUCAAUUGACAGCAUUUGUUGCAUAAUAUUGAUUGCCACAAAAAAAAAAAAGUCGAAGAGCGUUUUUUUUUUACUUGAUUUAAAAAACAAAGCAAAAAUCAUGGUUACAGUGAGGCAGUUACAAUUGAAGUGAAUGGGGCCAGUCCAUAAACAUAAAAAUGCACACUGUUUCAAAUGUAUAGCCACAAGUCGUAAACAAUAUGUGUGUUAACAUGAUUUUAGUGUGAUUAGAUCACUUACCAACUUAAUGGUGUAAAGUUGCAUCCAAUUUUACGAUUUUGUUGCCAUGACGAUGCAAUGCCGUAAACCCUAUAAUGGAUUUUCAUCACACUAAAUUAUGUAGAACAGAUUUUAUCACACUAAAAUCAUGUUAACAUGUGAAAUGUUUACAUCUUGUUGCUAUACUUUUUAAACUGUGUAUUUUAAAGUUUAUGGACUGGCCCCAUUCACUUCCAUUGUAAAUGCUUAACUGUAACUGCCAUUUUUAAAUAAACAUGGGACGAGUUGAAAAUAUUUUUGUGGCAAUCAGUGUUAUGCCACACAUGCUGUCAAUUGAGCUUAAUUUGUAUUGAACCCAAAGUAUUCCUUUAAGUACAAACAGUUUAUUGUGAAAAACUGAGUUUGUCAUGUGAGAAUGUGUUUGUAUAACGUACAUUCCUUUUCCCUAAAUAAGGAAAGCUCUUAAAAAGGACAAUUUUCUCAGAAUGAACUAACAAAAUAAGAUGUAUUCGUGCAGUAUUCAAUGCAAGUUAACUCAAUCAUUCUAUGUGUUAAUCAAUACCUUGAUUUAUGGUAUGAUCUAAAGGGAAUAAUAUUUCAUCCAGAUGCUCUUUUAUUAUUGCUUCUCUGUUAUUAUGAUGAAAUUUUGUUUACACUCUUUGAGCUGAAUCACAGUGGUGUUGCAGAAGUACAGUAGAACUCACUACUAUAUGAAUAAAAUAAGACCAAAUCUAAAACCAAAGUCUCUCAAUACGCAAGGUGUUGUAUUUGAUAUAUUAUGUAUUUUGCACUACUUUUCUUAUACAUAUUUUCAGUGAUAUUUUUAAAAUGUAAAUCGCUUUUUUGAGGUUGCACCAAAGCAGGUCAGCACUUUGACUGGGCAAAAAGACAUUGCAAUCAAUGGUUUACUUGCACCACUUUCAUGCAUCAAAUGGGGUAAAGCUGGCUUUCAAUGGAAGACCAAGGAAAGUCCUUGUACUGAGGCCUUUUAUUUUCUCUCAUGUGUCUGUCUGAUACCCGUUUCGUUUGUGAACGAAUCUAUUAAAUGAAAAAAAUAAUCUCGCUCACUUCCAUAAACUGAGUAUUUCAGCUGAUUUUGGAUCUGCUGACUGAUGGAACCAGCAUGUUGGUCACAACAAGUCUCUUAAAUAGGGCGACUAGAUGACCAUGACAAAAAAAAUGGAACCCUUAAGGGAACUCAAGCCUUAUGCUUUAACACUGUCUCUGCCAUCCAAAAGUGUGUUGAACGCACAAAAGUUUUAUUUUUCAAGACUUAUCUGUCAAACGUGAGCAUUUGUUUUUUUUUUAGCAAGGUGUAAAAUCUGGAUAGUUAUAUGUACUACCCGAGUUCCCAGCCAUGCACCAGAACAUGAAUAAAUUAUACAAAUUACUGUG